Messenger RNA from Racocetra fulgida, 192 nucleotides. NCBI's taxonomy places the organism in Eukaryota, Fungi, Glomeromycota, Glomeromycetes, Diversisporales, Gigasporaceae. The record is from the annotation of a GenBank genome assembly.
CUAGAACUCUUGAAAAAUGCGAAAAAAAAUGGUGAAAAUGUAAUUGAAUCACAACAAUCUGUUGUUGCGAAUCUAUAUGUGACUAAACACCGUGGUAGGCCACCUAAGCAUUUCAAGGAUGCACUUGAAAAUAUUACCAAUACUUGUCAAAAUUCACAGAAUACAAAAUUAGUAGCAGAUCAUAAUGAGUAA